AUGGAUUUCGCCAUGGGGGAUAAUCAGAACUCGGCUCCUGGAAGCGUUGCCGCUGCCAAGCUGAAUGCUUCGAGAAAAGGUGCCGACUCUCAGAGCGUCACCAAGAGGUUGCAGACAGAGCUUAUGCAGCUCAUGACAUCGCCUGCUCCCGGCGUUUCCGCUUUCCCCUCGGCCGACGGCAACCUGUUAUCGUGGACGGCCACCAUUGAAGGACCCGACGACACUCCAUAUGCCGGCUUGACGUUCAAGCUGAGCUUUGCGUUCCCUGCCAACUACCCAUAUGCGCCCCCUACCGUGCUGUUCAAGACACCCAUCUACCAUCCCAACGUCGACUUUUCUGGGCGCAUCUGUCUCGACAUUCUUAAGGACAAGUGGACAGCUGCCUACAACAUCCAGACUGUUCUGUUGAGUCUUCAAAGCUUGCUUGGCGAGCCCAACAACUCCUCCCCUCUGAAUGGUGAAGCUGCCGAGCUCUGGGACACCAACGCCGACGAGUUCAAGAAGAAGGUGCUAGGACGACACAGAGACAUUGACGAGGAGUAG
Ustilaginoidea virens is the source of this 543-nucleotide messenger RNA. RefSeq lists its product as uncharacterized. NCBI's taxonomy places the organism in Eukaryota, Fungi, Ascomycota, Sordariomycetes, Hypocreales, Clavicipitaceae. The record is from RefSeq and is a predicted model, not a curated record. Bases 1 to 543 code for a protein of 180 amino acids. The transcript has 3 exons.